Ciona intestinalis (vase tunicate) is the source of this 1544-nucleotide messenger RNA. The record is from RefSeq and is a predicted model, not a curated record. Lineage: Eukaryota; Metazoa; Chordata; Ascidiacea; Phlebobranchia; Cionidae.
GCAGUUGGCCAUAGAGCUGGCAGCAUACCUUCGUCAGUAGAAACAGCAGGAUUACGAAUUCUGCAUCGAGUAACUGUGGCUGGGAAGACUUCACCUUGUAAGAAUGUGAUUUUAGACUGUAGUUUGCAUAGUAACAUGAUACAUAAAUAUUAUUGAACUAAAACUGAUUUUUGUCCCAAAACCAUGUCUUCUCUGCGUCAGAAUGUAUUAAAACAAGGUCUUCCCCCACUACCAGCACAAACCUCUCAACCUCCGUCAGCUAACAGGUUUUCUGUUGGUAGAAAAAAAGAUUACUCAGUGUUGCCGUGGACCAAUUAUUUUGAGGAAGUCAAAGAUGUAAAAAGUGGUGGCAACACUUUUCGUGUUUAUCUGAAGGGAAACACUGGCACAAGGAUCGUCUUUUUACAUGGAGGUGGCUUUUCUGGACUGAGCUGGGCUGUUUUAUCAAAAUGCUUGACAAACUUAAUUGAAUGCCAAUGCAUAGCACCUGAUUUACGUGGUCAUGGUUCGUCGGUCACAGAAGAUGAUUCAAAUCUGUCUUCAGAACAACUGGCAAAUGACGUGUGUGACAUCAUAGAAGAAAUGAAUGAAGAUUGUUCUCCAGUUGUUUUAGUUGGCCACAGUAUGGGAGGAGCUAUUGCUGUUCACACGGCAAUGCAGAACAGACUUCGUUCGUUAGCUGCCCUCAUCAUGAUAGAUGUAGUAGAAGGCACAGCUAUGGCAUCCUUGCACAUGAUGCAUCAAAUUUUAAGGAAUCGGCCACAAGAUUUUGAAUCUGAUGAGAAAGCUAUUGAAUGGUGUGUUCGAUCAGGAUAUAUUAGGAAUCUUGAAUCUGCUCGCGCCUCAAUGAUAGGCCAACUUAAACAAUUGAAAACUGUAGGAGAAACGAGCCAUGCACCAUCAAAUAAUGAGGAUGACGUACAAGGUUCAGCAACUUUACCAACGCCUGGAAGACUAACGUGGAGAACAAAUUUAAAUGCAAGCGCACAGUACUGGGAAGGCUGGUUUAAAGGGCUUUCAACUAACUUCCUCUCUGUAACAGCUCCUAAGCUACUUAUGCUUGCUGCCGUUGAUAGACUGGAUAGAGAACUCACCAUUGGACAAAUGCAAGGAAAAUUUCAAAUGCAGGUUUUACCCAAGAGUGGCCAUGCAGUGCAUGAGGACUGUCCACAAAAAGUGGCAGAUGCCAUUUCCAGUUUUUUAAUAAGACACAAAAUUGUAAAUUCAACAACUUCAAGCGUUCAAUGAUCACAGUGGGUAUUGUACUCUUUAGUUUUAUUAUCAAGAAACUUGGUAAGUUCACUGCACAACUUAUAAACUGGAAGUCCAACUACAUUGUUAUAACAACCUUCGAUUCUCUGGACAAACAUGGCUCCUCGACCUUGGAUUCCAUAAGCACCAGCUUUGUUUCUAGCAAAUCAAUCACAUAUUGUUGAUGGUUUUGCUUUCAAAAUAUUAGUUUUAUGUGUUCAUUAUUUUUUGGGAUACAAAGUGUUUCCAUUUUAAAUACACGAAAAUAAAAUAAAUAUUGCUUAAGUUUUGGA